GGUCUAGUCCCAAAUACACUGGCUUGCUGGGUGUAUGUGUGUGUGUGUGUGUGUGUGUUUGAAUCGUAACGAAAGAAGAAGAAAAAAACAAGCGUCUUCCUCGCAUUGCGCGUCAUUCAAACGCGGGUGUAGUGUACUAGCUUUUCCCCCAGUGUUGCAUUAGUAAUAACAGCGGCGUUGACGGGAGACAGCAGGAGAGAGAGAGAGAGAGAGAGAGAGACAUAGAGAGAGAGAGAGAGUGUGUGUGUGUCUCGGAGAGCGGUGCCCAGCGGAGGAAUAUUUCAGCCGUGUGUGUGUGUGUGUUUUUUUAUUUACUCCGGCAGCUUGUUGUUCGUCUCCUCUUCGCUGUUGUGCUGAACUUGGCCGGUCACGUGUGAACAUCUGUCCGCAAGUUGUUGUUCGACAGGACGGCGGCUCCUCACCUGCAGCGUUUGGGGACAAAAACCACAACCUGCCAUAUUUUUCUGCGCGAGCUGACGUCGCUGGACUCCAUCCUUUCCCGUGACGGACAACAACAGCAACUUCUCUCCCUUAGGGAUGAAAUAUGCACAUGCACGCUCUGCGCCCGUAGAAAAAAGCAGACGACACGCACUGUAAAGUCCAAAGUGGUUUUAAAUCAUGAUGAUGCAGGAGUCGGCCACAGAGACAAUAAGCAACAGUUCAAUGAGUCAAAAUGGAAUGAGCACCCUAAGCAGCAGCCAAUUAGAGGCUGGCAGUAGAGAUGGGAGAUCAAGCGCUGGUGACACGAGCAGCGAAGUAAGCACAGUCGAGCUGCUGCAUCUGCAACAACAGCAGGCCCUACAAGCAGCGAGGCAAUUACUCUUGCAGCAGCCAGGCAGUGGCCUGAAAUCUCCAAAGAGCCAGGACAAGCAGCGUCCACUGCAGGUUCCCGUGUCGGUGGCCAUGAUGAGUCCCCAGGUGAUCACGCCGCAACAGAUGCAGCAGAUCCUCCAGCAGCAGGUGCUUUCUCCGCAGCAGCUCCAGGCCCUGCUCCAGCAGCAGCAGGCAGUUAUGCUACAGCAGCAACACCUGCAGGAGUUUUAUAAGAAACAACAGGAGCAGCUUCACCUGCAGCUUCUGCAGCAGCAACAUCCUGGCAAACAGGUGAAAGAGCAACAGCAACAGCAGCAGCAGCAGCAGCAGCUGGCCGCCCAGCAGCUCGUCUUCCAGCAGCAGCUCCUGCAGAUGCAGCAGCUCCAGCAGCAGCAGCACCUGCUCAACAUGCAGCGGCAGGGCCUGCUCACGCUGCCGGGGCCCGCUCCCGGCCAGGCCGCCCUGCCCGGUCAGACCCUGCCCCCGCCAGCAGGCCUGAGUCCUGCAGAGCUCCAGCAAUUGUGGAAAGACGUAACCGGAGGAGGCGGUGGCGGCGGCCACGCCAUGGAGGACAACGGCAUUAAACACAGCAACAGUGGCAACGGUGCUGGUGGCGGAGGCGGCGGCGGAGGUGGUGGUGGCGGCGGCGGCGGCUUGGACCUCUCCACCAACAACUCUUCUUCAACUACCUCCUCCUCCAAUCCCGCAAAAGCGUCGCCUCCCAUCUCACACCACUCCAUCGCCAACGGACAGUCACCCGCCCUUAACCACAGACGAGAGAGGGAGCGGGAACGGGAAAGGGAAAGGGAGCGAGAGAGUUCACUACAUGAAGAAAGUGGAGGCACCCAUCCGCUGUACGGUCACGGCGUGUGCAAGUGGCCCGGCUGUGAGAACAUCUGCGAGGAAUUUGGACAGUUUUUGAAGCAUCUAAACAAUGAACACGCCCUCGACGAUCGGAGCACAGCUCAGUGUCGAGUCCAGAUGCAAGUCGUACAGCAGCUAGAAAUACAACUUUCUAAAGAACGUGAGCGUCUUCAGGCGAUGAUGACCCACUUGCACAUGCGGCCCUCGGAACCUAAGUCAUCUCCCAAACCACUCAACUUGGUGUCCAGCGUCACCAUGUCCAAGAACAUGCCCUCGGUAUCGCCGCCGAACUUACCUCAGACGCCCACCACGCCCACGGCACCCAUCACGCCCAUGGCCGCCAUGCCCCAGGUGCCGUCGAUACUGGGAGGAGCCAACGUCCCAAGCAUGGGCGCCAUGCGCAGACGCCACUCGGACAAAUACUCCAUGCCCCUGUCUUCAGGUGGUGACACAGUAUUUAUUUUUCCAGAGAUCGCCCCAAACUACGAGUUUUAUAAGAACGCAGAUGUCAGGCCGCCAUUUACUUAUGCAACCCUCAUAAGACAGGCUAUCAUGGACUCUGCCGACAUGCAGUUAACGCUUAAUGAAAUCUACAGCUGGUUCACGCGCACGUUCGCCUACUUCAGACGCAACGCCGCAACUUGGAAGAACGCCGUGCGCCACAACCUCAGCCUGCACAAGUGCUUUGUGCGCGUGGAGAACGUGAAGGGGGCGGUGUGGACGGUGGACGAGGUGGAGUACCAGAAACGCAGGUCGCAGAAGAUCACAGGAAGCCCAUCACUUGUCAAGAACUUGCCCUCCAGUCUUGGCUAUGGAAGUGCACUAAACGCGAGCUUACAGGCUGCCCUGGCCGAGACCUCCCUGCCUUUGCUCGGGACCCCCGGCCUUAUGACCAGCGGCUCCACGGGCCCGAUGGGUGGCAGCUGCCACGGCCUCCUCGGCGGAGACCCGUCCGGACUGACAGGCGGGAGUCCACAUGGGCUGUUAGGUGGCAGCCCACAUGGGCUGCUGGGCGGCAGCCCCCCAGGCAUGCUGGGCGGCAGUCCCCCGACCCUGCUGCAGUCGGCCCACGAGGAGCUCAACGGCUCGCUUGACCACCUGGACACCAACGGACACGGCAGCCCCGGGUACUCCCCACCAGUACACAUGUGUUUCCCAGUUACUUUAAAUUUUUCACAUGAAAAACUUAAGUGGCCGCCCAUUCACGUGAAGGAGGAGCCGCUCAACAUGGACGACGACGACUGCCCGAUGUCGCUGGUGACGACGGCCAAUCACAGUCCGGAGCUGGAGGAGGACCGGGAGCUGGAGGAGGGGAACUUAUCGGAGGACCUCGAGUGACUAGGGCGCGGCUUUUGGCCGACGUGUCCCUCCGCCCGGGCCGCACUGUUCCUCCCACGCAGACCUCCCUCCAGACUAGAAACCACUCCACAGCCCAAGCAGACACAGCCGACUCUCUCUCUCUUGUCUCUAUCACCACUGGGACUAUUUAUUGAGCAUGCAUCCGGAUGGAGACCGGUCCAAAGGAACUCUUUGCUGCAGACCUUUGGGAUCCCCGAACACGACAGGCAUGAGUUGCCUGGUUAAAAAAAACAAAACAAAAAAACUAACUCUCCGAGAUUUCUUUAGAGAUGGCGUGGCCACGUACAGUACAAGGAUGAUGGACUCACGGAUGUGGGGGGAAAAAAACAAACGAGCCGAGUCAUGUUCCGUUGAAAGCUAGCGGCCUCAUAUACUGCCAAAAAGGAAGACGUUUUAUGUUUGUGAAUAACCCGACCCCACAGUAGUUGUUGACGUCUAGAGACAAUUGCUGGUUCAAUUCAAAGUUGUUGCUCUGUUCUCAUUUGCACAGGAGUAGUCUCAGAAAUUUGUGUCACUGCCUGUAUGUUGCUACGAUAAUAAAAAAACCAGUAUAUUGUUUUCAGCUUUUUUUUUUUUUAAAUCAUCGUUUAAUUUUCCAAAUAUGAUUUUUUUUUUUACACCACCAACUGUAAAUGCCAUUUCCCUGAAUUACACCAGAACUGCGGUACCCAGACUGUUGUUGCAGCUGUCCAAAAAAAAAAAAAAACGAUAAAAAAAAAAUAAAAAGUCGGCUUCCAGUCUAUUAUCUGUUUGUGAUUAAAAGUUUGGGGGGAAAAGAAUAAUAAUAAUUGUUUGUGAAAAAGCACCAUUUACAAAACAAAUGCAUUUCUGCCUAAUUUUCUUCUCGCUGUUCCUCCUUAUACCUCCUCGUUCUGAAAGCUUUGUCUACCUGCAAACAGUCACAGGCAACAGCUAGAAACCAAAGCCAACAAUGGCCAAUAGCUUAUAAGACAGAAAGCCGCCAAAACUCCUCUUGGUCCGCCUUCUGCCACUUUAAACUCGUACAAAGAGAAGCUUUCGUUCUGCAAAACUACCUUCAAAGUAACCUCUGGGAUCGUUUAGUUUUCGCCCCUAUACAAAGAUGAUCGCUGGGAAAGAGAGAUGUGGGCGGGGCGGGGGGGGUGGGGCGUAAAUGCUGAUUUUGUAAAUUGAUAACUCGUCCACUUUGGGGAUUUUCUGCCAGAAAUACUGUAGGUUAGAAAGAGGCGAUGUGGUAUUUGACUGGUAGAGAGCAGCUAACUGUAAAAGUGGAUCAUGACCAAAACGAAAAAAAAAACAUUUGUGUAUUCAAUGGAAGUGCAGAAACAUUGUGUUGUUGUGACGUUUAUUUUUUACGUUUUGUUAAGCUUUACGCAUCAAACUUCAUUCUUUUUUUAUUUGUUUUGUUUUUUGGGGGUUUCUUUUCUUUUUCUUUUUUUUCUAACCUGGUGAAUAUGUAACGUUCUAAGUGGGACUGUCAAAAAUAAUGUCACGUCUUAUUUCCGUCAGGCGGUUUUUGCUCCGCGUCGAAAACCGAAACCGAAAACACCACGAACCAAACGUUUGAAACAAAAAAAAAUCUAGUGAAGCCAAAUAAUUUUCCAGUUGAUAUGAGAUGACGUGGCUUGGUUACCGUGUAAGAGCAAAUAAUAAUAGCCAUUGCAGAAGAGGAUAUCUAAGGUGAAAGAGAGGUAACCUUUUCUAGGUGAUAUUUGCUUUAACUCCAUCCAACAUCGAAUACUCAUCGUGUGGCUCGUAGCUUCUCAACCAUACAGGUGCAACCGUUUUUGGCACGGGCUGUACUCCGUAUAGGUGGCCAGCUUUUUCUAAUAACGCACGCUGGUAUUUCUUGACACUAAAGAGAAGUAGUUCUCGCGGCGACUCGCGUCCCGUCGUCUCCUGUCGCAGCCAAUGUCAUCUAGAAAAGUGUUGUUGCUUUAAUGGUCAUUUCUGUUUUCAGUAAACCAAAGUUACACAAAAUUCUGCCUCCUCUUGUAUGGGAUAAAGAAAUCACAACCUGUUGAAGACACACACACACACACACACACGUAUUCACAGACCCCCCCUCCGAGCUUUUGGUCUGCAGAUCUUCUUGUUUCGGUUAAAUCUCCAGCUGCAGAGAAAAUGUACGCUGUCAAAGAACCGACGAGUGUCUUUGUAUCGCACUGUAACGAGCGACGCGUCCGCCUGCUUUGACCAAAAUGGAAACACACUGUGCAUAUGUUGUCUUCAAGCCGAGAAAUUGGCUGCGAGAGCUUAAACACGCAGACACGUGCAGUACUGUACACACACACACACACACCAGUUCCACGUCAAGAGGGUGCUGGGCCACAGGAACAAAGCUUAUCCCUUCAAUACUUAGCUGGAGUCAGCAAAACGACUUGAAGACGACGUUCUUAAUAAUCUUAUCACACCAAAUAAAAGGGACGCUGCGUCUUUCAAAAAAAAAAAAAGAAAGGAAAGAAAAAGGGUUCUCCCACUUACCCAAAAAGGCUUUCUCAAAGCUUCUACCUCUGCACAACAAAAAAAAAUUCAGAACAAUUAUGACAGAUUGCACGAGUUAUUAGAGCGCCACGAGAGCCGUUAACACUUUACCGCGCUUGUCUCAUAGGACGUGGCUCAAACCAACGUUUACAUUCCCUAUACGUCAAGAAACGGAAGAUUUGCAUCGUAAUAGGUUGUCCUCAAACAUUUGUAGAAUGAUAAUGUAUAGAUUAACCUGUAAGGGAAUAUUGUGUUUUUAAAAAAUGCAUGUCUAAAAAAAUCAUUUGGUGGACUGGAAACAAGAACUAAACUGAAAAAGAGUAUAAUAAAAAUCAUCGGGACGAUGGCCUAAAUGUACGUACAUUACCUCAGAUAUACUGUUUUGGGAAGGAUUAAAAACCUGUCAGCCACAGAAUGCAUAUUACCUGUAGAUUUGCAUGGGUUUUGUAUAAAUUAAGUAAAAAAAAAAAGUCUAAAAUAGUUGCUUGCACAUAAUACCAGAAAGACCUCCAGAACUGCGAUCUGCUCCUCCACUAGAUUUUAGGAUUGUCUGGAUUUUCUGGGUUGAUUUUGUCUGUAUUUUGAUAACUGUGCAUACUUAUGUAAAAAAGAAAAAAAUUGUUGGUGGACCCAUAAAUUUACCAGACUUUUUUCUAAGAGGAAAAAAAAAAAUCUCAGUGUUUCUUUUCUGACUUACCUGAAUUUUUACUGUUUCUCUCUCAUUGCUCGCUAAGAAUAGCAAACCUGCUUUUUCUGCAUCUGCUUUGCGUAGCUGUAAGGCUUAACCUAAUGUGUGUAUUUAUUGCUUGUACCUCUGUGCAUACUUUAUGAAGCAUUAUGUCUGGCAGUUGAGUCAUGUAUCCUUUCUACUGCUAUCCUUCUCUAAUAAUUGGGAAUAUGAUCCCCGUAUGUAUACAGUAAAUUGGGACUGUAGCAAACAUAUGUUUAUGUAAUUGGUGAAAACUUUUUUUUGUUUGUUUUUCGUUUUAAUUUCCUUACGAUCGAGAUUCAACAACAUUUUUUUUUUUUUUAUACUUUUCAUUACUGUGUACUGUGUCCAUACGUUAACAUGGUUCUCUGACAUUAGAAGGUCAUGGUUGAGAAUUGUAACAGACGUUAUUAUUUUCUGUAUUCAUGGCAUUUCACUGCUGAAUAAAAUAAAGGACCAAAACUUGGAAUUUGAAAAACAA
This is a messenger RNA of Hippoglossus stenolepis (Pacific halibut), 6689 nucleotides long. RefSeq names its product forkhead box P2 (gene foxp2). Bases 619 to 3015 code for a protein of 798 amino acids. Gene Ontology annotation, biological process: regulation of transcription by RNA polymerase II. Gene Ontology annotation, molecular function: RNA polymerase II cis-regulatory region sequence-specific DNA binding; DNA-binding transcription repressor activity, RNA polymerase II-specific. Lineage: Eukaryota; Metazoa; Chordata; Actinopteri; Pleuronectiformes; Pleuronectidae. Gene Ontology annotation, cellular component: nucleus. The record is from RefSeq and is a predicted model, not a curated record. The transcript has 20 exons.